AUGAGCCAUCAUCAUCAUAAUCAUCAUCAUCACCCUGAUGAACGCCAUGACUGCUGCCAUGGUGACCACCAUGAUCACCACCAUCACCAUGAUGACCGUCACCACCAUCACGAUGACCACCACCACCAUGAUCACCACCGCCACCAUUCUGAAAACCAUGAACACUAUCGGAACCAGCCUCCUCCGCCUGCGUCGUACCCGCCGGCGCAGCCGUACCCCUACGCCGAUCCCUACGCCCAACGCUACGGUGGGGAAAUAAUAUCCCACAACCACAACUCAACCUUCAGAAUCUACACCAAGGCCGAAGAGUGCUACUCCCUCUCCAUCCGCGAAGACAGCGUCGUCCUUGUUCCGACGAACCACCACGAUGAUUUCCAGCACUGGUACAAAGAUUUUCGAUGGGGCAACGAGGUGAAGGAUGAAGAAGGUCUCCCUGGUUUUGCGCUGAUCAAUAAAGCUACUGGUUUGGCCAUCAAGCACUCUCUUGGUGCAAAACACCCCGUUCGUCUGAUACCGUUCAAUCCUGAAUACAUUGAUGAGUCAAUUCUGUGGACGGAAAGCCAUGAUACAGGGGAGGGGUUUCGCCACAUCAGGAUGGUGAACAAUAUAAGACUUGGUUUUGAUGCCUUCCAUGGCGAUAAGGAUCAUGGUGGUGUUCACGAUGGCACCAUUGUUGUGCUGUGGGAGUGGCUCAAGGGGAAGAAUCAGAGGUGGAAGAUUGUUCCUUUCUACUGUGAGUAUUCUUCGGCCACCUUCUCCGCAGUGCACUCCGGCGGGCAGCAGACGGUGAGGGUGUUCACGAAGGCGGAGGAAAAUUACUCGCUCUCGAUUCGUGAUGGAAAGGUUAUACUCACGAGGCACGACCCCCGCGAUGAGUAUCAGGCAAGGGUUUCAAGAUCCUCUUUGGCCCUUCCUAUUAGGUUUUGUGGAUCGUAGAAGCCUUGUUUGCUUUAUAUGAUUGGCCUAUUUUGUCCUACUGUAGUUUCUGACGCGAUCUGGUCGUCUUCCUUGUGGAUUUGCUAUUUUUUCCUCCCUUUGGACGAUUAUCUCUCAUCGUCUUUCUUUUGUCCUAGAGUUUUUUUUUUUUUUUCUUUUCCGAUCAAAUCGUGAUUUUUUU
This is a messenger RNA of Dendrobium catenatum, 1117 nucleotides long. RefSeq names its product ricin B-like lectin R40G3. The record is from RefSeq and is a predicted model, not a curated record. Bases 1 to 936 code for a protein of 311 amino acids. NCBI's taxonomy places the organism in Eukaryota, Viridiplantae, Streptophyta, Magnoliopsida, Asparagales, Orchidaceae. The transcript is spliced from 5 exons.